AUGUUUUUACAAAGCCGACUAUACAUCUUGCUCAUCCUUCUGCUGAACUUUAUAACGAAAUGCCGUGCACCUCCGAUAGAGCAAGACUAUACUAUACCAUCUAGUGGAAUAACCGUAUUUUCAAUUGUAUUAACUAUCGUGAUUGGCUACCUGGCUCAUACCUUAACCGUUCGACCUCAAAAGCCGUUUGGAAAGAUGGACACCAAUUGUUUUCGCCUUUUACUAUUUAUUUUUCCAAUGUCGGGUGUAUACAUGGCUAUCUUUGCAAUCUACUCGAGGUACUGUGGUGAUAGACUCCUUGGAAUUGAUCAAUUUAAGAUACCACUGAAAAAAUAUGAGCACCGAAUCCGUAACAAAGACAUCACCAAUUUUCCUUCACCUCCACCAUUACCUCCACCAUCACCUCCCCUGCCUCCGUCUCUCCAAUCGUUUGCUCGGAUCUCAUCGAUUCCAUCGCUCUCAAAAGAGACGUACGGAUUAGAAGCAGACCAAUAUGUAGAUAAGAUUAAGAAGGUACCCAGUCCAGAUGAUUGGCUGUCAAACACCGAACGUCUGAGAGACUGGCUAGUGGAUUAUAUGAGGACCAGCCAAAACAUACAAUUCAAAAAGUAUGACAACGCACCCUAUCUCGCAGCUCUUUUACACACCCUCGGGCCAGAAAAGGCCAGGAAAGUGAAGCAUUGUAUCAUCAACAACAAUCUGCUUCUCGGAUUUGACUCUGCAAAGUAUACCAGUUCCCCGGGCUGUGUCGAACAGAUGACCAGUAAUAUAUCCGUCAAUGGUCCGGGAGUCAAUUUGCGAUACCAAUCUUCUAUAAAUGUAGGUUUGGUUCGUUAUAUGUCAAUCGAUUUGAUGAACCAACUUCAGACGGCUCACAACGUCAACAGUGUCCCAUACACCGAAGCAUUGGUUACGAUUGUGCAGCUGGUCUACAUCACCAUCAUAUGUAUCUAUGCCAAUGGAGACAGAUGGGCCAAGGUUCCCAUCUUUAUUUAUGUAGCAAUGUCAAUCCUUCAGACGGUUUCUCUUAUCUUUCUGCACAAGCAAACCACGCCGUUUAGUAUUCAUUACGACUCCGAUGUACCCUGGAGAGAGAUUGUAGAAGACCAUGAUGUAUAUACACCAAAGGCAGUGAACCGAAUGUACUUAUCCGACAAAGACAACCGCCUGGUCAAUACUUGGGGAGAUAGCCGACGAGAUUUGUUAUACAAGGGUAGUUUCUUACAUUUUAUUCUGGAGAGAUGUGAAUUUAAGCAUGGAUCGGAAGACAUAAUGACUGAGCGCAGUUGCCACUUGAUGGCGAUAUUUUCUCUGAUCGGAGGAGCAGUUGUGCCUCUGUUGAUCUGUAUCUGGGCAGACUACAGCAGCCACAGCACAACUGAAUCUCUUAUUCUGGUGUGGAUUGUGUGUUCUGGAAUUGCUAAUUUUGCAAUGAUAUCUUUUUCGAAUGAUGAGACACCCAUCAAAGUCCACAGAUGGCUUGUUGCUUUUUACUUUCUUGUCAGCUUUGGGUGUCUCAUUUCAGGAACAAUUAUUGGAUACAUACCAAAAUAA
Phycomyces blakesleeanus NRRL 1555(-) is the source of this 1554-nucleotide messenger RNA. RefSeq lists its product as hypothetical. The record is from RefSeq and is a predicted model, not a curated record. The transcript has a single exon. Bases 1 to 1554 code for a protein of 517 amino acids. NCBI's taxonomy places the organism in Eukaryota, Fungi, Mucoromycota, Mucoromycetes, Mucorales, Phycomycetaceae.